Molecule: messenger RNA, 2472 nt
Organism: Symbiodinium sp. CCMP2456
Lineage: Eukaryota; Dinophyceae; Suessiales; Symbiodiniaceae
Source: the annotation of a GenBank genome assembly
AUGGCGCAGAAAGCCAAGCGCGUGGCAGGUCAGGUGUCGGUCGGCAAGCGCAUCGUGUUCACAGCCAGCGUGAUAAUCGCCAUUGUCGCCGUGGCAGCUUGGAUCACGUUGCUGCAUCACAUCUCGGCCAAAGCCAAUUCAGGAAUCCGGUCGUCGGGUCUCACGUCUCCUGAUUCGACAGUUUUCUCAGUAGAAACAUCUGUGGCGAGAAUAGCAGCCAGAUUCGCGCCGCCAGAAGAGCCUCUAAAAGUGAGAGGGCACGUCUUCGAGUGGCCACAGACCGAGGCCCUCAGUGCCCUCAGUGCUCUUAUGCGUACUGGGGCCACCGGACUGACCUUGGGCCUCCUCAGCGUUCGUGUGACAUGGACCUGGGAGACGGAGGUGCUCGGAAGGGAAGGCAGCCUUGCACCAAAGAAGCGGGUGCCGUUUCCAGAGGCUUCUUCGCUUUACUCAGCUCUGCCGGCUGAUGACAGCUUCUUCCUCUUGCAGGCCAGUGGAAGCAGGGCAGGUGAGUGGCACCAAGAGGGCCAGCGGCCCUGGAAAAUUUGCUUUGCCACGGGCGAUAUGUUGCUGGACAAGGAAAUGCCUCGAAAUCAGCCCGGAAGCGCUCAACUUCGCCAGGCCAAGGCCGUUCCCUUUCGGCAGCACAGUGAACGGCGGUCCUUCCACAUGGUGAUGCCAGGACAACCGUGGCCGCUGUCGUUGCUGAGUAUCUCUUUGUGCAGAGUCGUCGAAGAAGUCACAGGAUUGAAGUUGGCAAGUUGUUUUGAUGCGAAGUCAAGCCUCUGUAGAGUGCAGGAGUUUUGCUUGCAGGUCAUCAAGAUAGCUGCCAUUAUUGCCCUGGGCCUAGUUUCAUGCAGUCGAAUUCCUGCAGGAGACCUGUGCAAGCGGGAGUUGGAUCUUUCUUUGACUGAGGGAUACCUGGAGCUGUCGAGGCAGGGUGUUCUUUGCCGUGGCAACCACGCCUGCUUGUGGUUGGAACAGCGUGGCGAGGCGUCGCACUUGGCAGACGACCAAGAGACGCUCAAGCCUCGUCCAGAGGAAGUCUGCAAAGGAAAUGCAGAUGUGGAAGCAGUUUUCCCCUGGCACUUUUCCCUGUUCACGUAUGUGAGAAAGCAGGGAUGGUCGGUCGCGCGGCUUGAAAACGGAUCAUCCCAGAAUCUUAUGCUGCACUUCUCUUGUGCUGCAGAAAGCUGGAGACGGGCUUUUGUCACCUUUGCUGUGGAUUUCGGUUUGCUUGCAUUGGUCCACAAGAUGAGGGGUGCUGAGCCCCGUUUCUCCUUCGUCACCGUACCGUUGGGAGCUCAAGACAAGAAAGUCCGGUCGGAUGGUCGGAUGGAACGCUGCAUGUUCUUGGCGGCUGUCUUCUUUAGUUUCAUCGCGCAGGCUGAGAGACAGGUAGCACGUGACAGCGUGGACGGCCUGGACGAGGAGUGCGACAUCCUGCUAUUGCAGACAGUCUUUGCCGUAGCAAACGCUUCGAAGCAAACGCUGUCCUCCGAACUUGGACCGGACGCUUUGCCCAAGGAGCGUGAUUCGAGAUCGUUCAGUCUUCUUUCUGUAUUGUCGCUCGAGGUAGAAAAAAAUGCGAGUUCGUCUUCGAACCUCACGGUGAUGCUGUUGGUGGCGCUGGCCAUGGUCUUCAUCAUUCCUUUGAUUGUUUAUCUGCUUUCAGACUCAAGCUCCUACUUAGAAGGGCCAGGAGGUAAACUCCUGGAGCGGGGGAGUUUGGGACCGAGACGCGAGGCUCCAAGGAUAUCCUCCGUGCGAGGCUCGGAGCCGCGUUUAUCGAUACAAGCCUCACAGGCACUUGCAAUGCCUCCUACAGCUUUGGCACGUCCUCGUCCAGAUGAAGAUCCUCCAAAGCUUUGUGAGAAUCUUAUUUUGCCGAAGCACCUCGCCAUCUUCCUUGUCGAUGCAGAGAGAUUGAAGAAUCCUGGCUUUGGGCCCUUUCCCAUCUGGGGCGGCUCAGGCAAGCAGCUUCUCCAGGCCGACUUGCAGGACCGCGGACCUGAGGGAGUGCAACUUUGGAUUUGGCCAGUGAACCUGGACUCUCCGGCGGCAGUUGUUCUUCAAAGGAGGUCUUCCAUGCAGUCUGGCCUGGAGAUCUACAAUCGCGACAACCAGUUGUACGGGUUGCUGGAGAACGCCGGCGGCCGGAUGAUGCUGAUGUGCAACGGCUUUCCAGUCAUGGCCGUGGAUGGGAACGCUGAUGCGCUCACCUACACUGCUUGCCGAGUAAAUGGCAGCAUGUUGGCGUCUGCAAGCGUUGUUUCAGAAAAUUUGCGUGUUGACGAUGUGCGCGAGGGUUGGAAGCUGCAGGUGAAGCCAGGUGUGGAUGCUAUUGUCAUCAUGUGUGCCUUCCUGUCAUCCAUUCUGCUCAACCGACGUUCAGGGACAUUCACACCAUCUCUGCCUUCGGCCAGCCCACGAGUGUCCAUACUUUCCCAAGCGAGUCAUCCUCGGGCCUGA